AUGGAUACAGACUCCAUUUCCAGCAAGGUGAUAGAAGUGGAAGGUGACCUUUUUGAUGCUCCAGAUGGCACAGCUUUGAUACGAAGCCACGAAGCUAACAGUUUCAUUCUUACCCAGUACCCUGCGGCAUACGAGAUCUACGAAUCUUACUGCCGUAUGUACCUCGAAAAGCCUCAAUAUCGCAAGAUCAACCCAACAGAUACUGUUACUGGAAGUAGCCAGAUUCCCGCCCGCGACAUCCGACUUCCAGAGGGAUCUACAUUAGUUAUCCCGCCCCAAAAACGGGACUACGAAAAGCCGGGAGGUAAAAAGCACUGGGUCAUCUGCCUCUUUACUUCGCGUGGAUAUGGACGCAAUGUGAGCAGCGUCGAUAUCAUUCUGCAAAAUACGGAGCUGGCGAUUGCGGAUUUGAAGGAUCAGCUUGAUGAGCUGAAGCAAAUGUGGUCCAAAGCAGACGAUGCUAAUAUUAAGGGCCUAAAAGCUUGCCGGUUCAACUCGGGACUUUUUGGAGUGGAUUGGGCGCUUACGAGGAGGAUUUUGGAGGAUUCGGGGUUGGAAAUUAUUGUUGUUCGUCCGCCCGGGGAGAAUGAUCCUAUUCCGCCAACGUACUCUUUAACCAAUGUGCCGAAGUACUUCGUAGGAAAGGAAAGUGGUGUACGCAAGUCACCUGACCUCGCGUCUGGCAGUCGCGAUGCGCGCCGAUUCAACCGCCAACACCUCUUUCACAUCUACCAACUUCAGAGCACAAGAAAGAAACAAAUUGAGCGCAGAACCAUGCCAGUUGAACGCCAAGCUCCCCAAAAGCGCCGCACACUUCCGUUCAAGCCACCAAGUAGAGCGUCAGGAUCCGCCGUGUCAGCAUCAACAGCUGGCUCAUCCAAAGCCAAAGCCACCAAACCAGCAACAAAGACCAAAAAUACUAACGCGGCAACCACCUUUUUCUCGAAUAAUAAACCCGCAAAAGCCACCACUUCCCGCCAAAGGCCAUCGCCUUCCCCGAGUCCUACAAACUCAGGCACCGACUCGACUUCCUCCACAUCAGAUGAUUCAAGCCGCGCCUCGCCCGCUUCGGCCUCAGACGACGAGAGUGAAGCAAACUACAUUCUCGCUGAAAUCACACACGCUAAACCCGAGCACGAAGACGUCCUCUCAUCGGAACCGCUCAUCCCGCCGAAAUUGUUAACGAGGCUCUUGCACCAUCAUUUCCGGAGCGAAAAGACGAAGAUUGCGAAGGAUGCGAAUGCCGUUGUUGCGAAGUAUAUCGAUGUCUUUGUGAGGGAGGCUGUUGCUAGGGCAGCUUUUGAGAGGUCCGAGGCACAAGGGGGUGCGAGUGGUGGGGUUGGGAUUGCGGAUGGGUUUUUGGAGUCUUGUGCUGAUAUUGAUAUGGUGUUGAUUAUUUACCUUGGAAAGAUGGCUGGCUUUGUUCUGGGUGUUGGGUGUUCUGCUGGGGUUCCUCUAGGGCAUGGCAUGUUCUUUGCUUGUACUCGUGAUACCAGUCGUGUGGAUUUUUGA
This is a messenger RNA of Aspergillus nidulans FGSC A4, 1512 nucleotides long. RefSeq lists its product as uncharacterized. The record is from RefSeq and is a predicted model, not a curated record. Gene Ontology annotation, molecular function: protein heterodimerization activity. The transcript has 5 exons. NCBI's taxonomy places the organism in Eukaryota, Fungi, Ascomycota, Eurotiomycetes, Eurotiales, Aspergillaceae. Gene Ontology annotation, cellular component: nucleus. Gene Ontology annotation, biological process: DNA repair; kinetochore assembly. The coding region runs from base 1 to 1512 and encodes 503 amino acids.